Prorocentrum cordatum is the source of this 1595-nucleotide messenger RNA. NCBI's taxonomy places the organism in Eukaryota, Dinophyceae, Prorocentrales, Prorocentraceae. The record is from the annotation of a GenBank genome assembly.
UGUUCCAGCUCGUGCGUUGGACCCCCACCCAUGAGACCUCGCUGGCAACGCUUCAGAAGGCCAGCAAGGGCAUCUCCAAGAACAUCGUGACUAAGAUCGGCUGCGCCCUCGACAAGUCAGAUCAUUGGCAUGAGCUGAUGGACAACGUGAUGCUGAUGGGUCAAUUCAUUGACGACCACGGUGACAAGAUCAGCCAGAUGGAGAAGGACCUCAGCCAGUUUCAGUGUGGACAUGAUGGCGCUACGGACGCCCUCACAUGCAUGAUGGCGCAGCUGGGCAAGUGGUCGCAGAUUGCACCUUUCCCGACAUGCUUGGACGGCGUCUCUGAUAAGCUGGACGUCGCCGUGAGAGGUCGCGUCAAGGCCGUAUUGGGGAACUCUGCUACCACCAGCGUGCAAUUCAACAACGUGCAGAAGAUGAUUGGCGAGGCUUCCCUGGUGUGGCCUAGCAACGGAGAUUACGUAGUGUUUCAAGAGGAGGUCGCCUUAAGAAUCCGUGGUAUUUCAAGCUCUGAGAAGGUGGCAGAAGUGACCGCCUCAAUCGAUGCCAUCAUCAAUGUGCCAUUUGUGAAGGACUUAUCCGUUGAGGACGCAGUGACGGGUGCGACGGCGGAGGGCGGCAUUUCUGUUUUGAAACCUUUGAUCGUGAAGUUGACGGCCUCCGUGGAGGGGCUCGGGGCGGUCAGCGAAGUCCCAGAUGAGAUCAAGCAGAAGAUGUCGGGUUUCAAGCCGUUCCUGCUGGCCCUCCUCGAGGCUACAAUUGGCGGCGACGGCUUUAACGAGGUGCAGGUCUGCGUCGAUAAGGUUUCCACUUCGAGAGCUUUUGAUCAGGUGGUCAAUUGGGCAAAAGUCAACCAGCUGUACCAAGCUUUGCACUCCGUGAUCCUCAAGCACGGGGCCUUCGUGCAGACGGGCGUUGACGGCAAUGACCCAGAUACGACAACCCUUGCAGUUUUCGAUGCUAUGUUGGCUCUUGAGCGCGCUCGCUUGACGCUCGAUCGGACUUCUAAGGACCUGCCCAAGAAUGCGGUAUCGGACAAACUAUUCAAGGUGGCCCACGCGUACGUCAACGACAUGCAGAUUUUGGUCCAGAAGGGCCACGAAUAUCGGAUUCAGAGUUUCACAGAUAAGAUCAAUGAGAGGUUGUGCAUCUUUGGUCCUACGUCCAAGGGCGGCGACGGCGACCUCCCAUGGUACGACGGGCUUGGCAAUCCCCCUCUGGAGGAGCUGCUGGAGAAGGCCGCGGAGCUGCUCCCCCUCAAGAAGAUGUCGGCCCACGUGGCUACCUACAAGCAGCUUGAGAAGGAGAAGGCCACGCUUCUGGAUGCUUGCAAGGCUGCUGGCAACAUGCAUGCGAGUGACCUCCCGAUCUUCGAGACGAUCGAUACGACCCUGCACCACGCCAAAGUUUGCAAGUGUGAGGCGUUGCUUCUCACGGCCAUGAGGACCGAGAAGGAUCAGACCCAGCUCCCGAAGAAGAUCAGGGCAGAGCUGCUGGAGCUGCGCCAGUGGCUCAACCCGCUGCAGAAGAAGUGGGAGGAUGAGAUCUGGGACGAGCUGGUGCCGCACGUUGUGCAGAUCAUCGAGGGCCCCUAG